Molecule: messenger RNA, 558 nt
Organism: Ostertagia ostertagi
Lineage: Eukaryota; Metazoa; Nematoda; Chromadorea; Rhabditida; Trichostrongylidae
Source: the annotation of a GenBank genome assembly
AUGGGAGGGGCAACGGUCCGCUGGAUUAUGCGAUCGUCUGCGCCACCUCAGCGAGACAAUGGUGAAAUCAAUGCAAAACCGGGAAUACUUGAGCCAGUAGAAAAGAGCGAGUGGAUGUUUCCAUCUCAUCGUCAGAUUCUAGAUCGACGGACUUCAACGAACACCCAAGUAUCGAUUUGGGCUCCUUUUGAUGAUGAAAUGCAAUGGCAAGUCUUCCAAUUAAGAUACCAGUUUUUUCUGCCCUGUGCACAAGUAAAACUGCUUAAAUCCCUUUCGACUAUGGCAGCGUUAGGAAUACCUGGCGAAUGUGGAAUCUUGAAGGGCACGAUGACGUUGCUUCGUCUGGCUCUUCUGCUAUCGACUUCUGCGUAUACGGAGGAUAUCUCCAUUGCUGGCUCGCUGUUAAGAGAUAAAAUUUCUGGACUAUAUGAAUCGAUAGUGAAAAGGGAGAGGCGAUUUUCGAAUUGCGAGCUUACGUCUUCGAUGAAACUUCUUGUCAAGAGACGGAUUGGUCAAUCUUUAUUCCAUACUCUCAAUAUUUUCAUGUUCAAUGUUUAA